AUGGAAUGUUUUUAUACUUGUAAGACCGUAAAUGUAACUCAAAGUUUAUCUACUGUUAGUAGACCACGAUUCAAACUACCAGUUUCCAUUAAGAAGAACUUUCCACCUUAUGAUAAUCAGCGGAUGUUCACUUGUGUUUAUAACUUUAGUCUAACUACUCAAGAGAAGUUUCUAAGUUGA
Messenger RNA from Clunio marinus, 180 nucleotides. NCBI's taxonomy places the organism in Eukaryota, Metazoa, Arthropoda, Insecta, Diptera, Chironomidae. The record is from the annotation of a GenBank genome assembly.